CACACCACUUUGAAGAAAUCGCUCCUCCUAGCAAUAUUUUCUACACUUAUCCAUUGCAUUGAGUAUAUCGGAGUGCUGCUGCAUACUCUUCACGCUCAACCUUGCACUUAAAAGGCACCAUUGUAUGUUCCGUGCCGCACUUCCCAGGCGGAACCCUAUCCCCGCAUUAUUUCGGUACUAUAGUAGAUCCGCCAAGAUGUCGUUGAAGGCCAUCUCCUCAAAAGAUGCCGCAUCUCUCGAUAAAGACCUCAUGGAGAUAGGUGGCUGGUCAUUGGACCAGUUAAUGGAACUAGCGGGCCUCUCUGUCUCUCAAGCCGUCUACCGCAUUCAUCCACCAAGCUCGGGUAAGGAUGUCUUGGUUAUCUGUGGCCCGGGAAAUAAUGGCGGCGAUGGCCUAGUAGCCGCACGCCAUCUAGCUCACUAUGGGUACAAGCCCUCAGUUUACUAUCCAAAGCAGGGCAAGAACGAGCUUUACCAGCGCCUCAAAACGCAACUCGAGAACCUCUCCGUCCCAUUCAUCUCCGACCUCCCCGUUGCCAUCAAAUCCGCCGACUUCCUCGUCGACGCCAUCUUCGGCUUCUCAUUCGGCGGACCUCUCCGCGAACCCUUCCCAACCAUCAUCUCCCAAAUCGAAACAGCCAGUAUCCCCGUUUUGAGCGUCGAUGCGCCCAGUUCCUGGGACAUUGAGAGCGGGCCACCCAAGGAAGGCCCGGGAUCGAAGUUCAUGCCGGAGGCGCUCAUCAGUCUGACUGCGCCGAAGCCGUGCGUGAAGUAUUAUAAGGGACGGCAUUUCCUGGGUGGACGGUUUCUGACGAAGAGUAUUGCGGAUAAGUAUAAAUUGGAUCUGCCGGAGUAUCCAGGUAUCGAGCAGAUUGUCGAGGUGGGGGUGGAUGCUGAGGGAAAGCUUUGAGCGCUGGAGUGGGUAAAUGAUGAAUCAAAUGGCCUAUGUGCAAGGCUUAGGUACAUAGUAGAUGAAGGUCAGAAUAAUUAUGAGUUUACAUUGUUGUUACAUCAUAUGCAUAGUGCUAUGGGACACCUAAUAUUAGCGAUGAAUAUCUUGAGAAUAUGUCCAAAUGGAAUUCAUGCAGUGUAGUGUGUAUCGCUAUCGUGAACUAGAGAUGUAUACGUGCUAUAGACAGCAGUAGUGAAGCAGAACACAGACGCUCCAUGAGGUAUGAGACGUCUUAAGACCCGGGCCUUAACAUGCUAUACCUUCAUGAUAACGACUCCCUAAUCUCGCCUAUGAUACCCUUGAUUCUUGGUUCUUUACCAAGGCCCGAGCUUGAAAUCGUCUUCAAAACAUCUCCAACAUCGUACACU
Molecule: messenger RNA, 1320 nt
Organism: Aspergillus piperis CBS 112811
Lineage: Eukaryota; Fungi; Ascomycota; Eurotiomycetes; Eurotiales; Aspergillaceae
Product: NADHX epimerase
Exons: 5
Coding region: 125-910 (261 amino acids)
Cellular component (GO): mitochondrion
Molecular function (GO): NAD(P)HX epimerase activity
Source: RefSeq, a predicted model, not a curated record